UACUAAAAAGUAUAUUCAGUAUAUUUAGUACUGAAUAUACUGCUCAAGUGUGGUACAAUACAAUGACUGAUAUUUGUUGUUAGGUUUAGGAAGCAGUGCAGAUUACUUUUAAAAUGUGGAUUGAUUUCGCUGUGUUACUGUUUUGUUUACUGACACCAACAAAAGCGUGUGAAGAAUUUGAAUUUCAAACAAUUGAGAUUCUUCAAAGAUUCGAAUGGGAACGAACUAUCUUACCAUUAACAACAGCAGAUGCAAAGAAUAACCAAUGGCAAAGAGUUGCGCAUCAUUGGACUUACAAUUUGGAAAUAUACCGGUACUCAAACAUCAACAACUUCUUCAUAUUCUUCUAUGCUGAUCAACUUGUGGGAGUUGGACUUGCUUACAAACCAGACUCAGAAUCUCAGGAAGUAAUAACUAAUGAAGAGUAUCAGGAAAAUGUAGAGAAGAAAGGGAGAACCAAGGCCCUAAAAAAGUAUUUAAAAAUAAAGGCCAACAAUAUUUUGAGCGAUGCGAAAAAUCUUGGAAAAAGAUAUAUGUUUAAACAUACAGUGACUGUGGACCACAGGAAGUUUAGAUACGCAAUGGUUCUCUUUGUAAAUCCAGAUGAACUGGAGCGAGGAAGUACACCGAUCUGUUUCACUCAAUUCAUACAUUUUGAAGGAAGGAAUGAGGGGCAUUGGCAUAAAGUCCCCAUUUUGAAGGUAAAAAUUCCUGAUGUUGAACCAAGAAUGAAUGAACAAGGCUGCCAGAAUAAGUUUGGUCGCUACUAUUUCUACAGCCUAGAUGAUAAAACUUCAUGCAGAGAACUUCACGGGUUCUACUGUUUCUAUGGUGAUAACGGAGAGAUGAAUGGAUUUGGAGUGUUCACUCAUGGAAUGGAUGUAAUCUAUGAGAGCAACGACCAUCCGCACCCAGUGUUUCGAUUUUGGAACACCGCUCUAGUCAAAGAAAUAAUACCUCAUAAUGCAAGGUGUAUCGGCGAGAAAUCGUGGGACGGCUAUUUUACUACUGUUAUUUUCCUAAAACCAAACACGGAAACUGAUAAAUUCAAGUGUAACGACAAAGGUGGCAGCAGUCAGUUGCAUUAACCUACAUCCAAAAACCUCUGAAUAGUUAUCCUUGACUAUUAAUACAACUUCAGUAUCCAAUAGUCAA
Messenger RNA from Macrosteles quadrilineatus (aster leafhopper), 1155 nucleotides. RefSeq lists its product as uncharacterized. Bases 114 to 1088 code for a protein of 324 amino acids. The transcript has 7 exons. NCBI's taxonomy places the organism in Eukaryota, Metazoa, Arthropoda, Insecta, Hemiptera, Cicadellidae. The record is from RefSeq and is a predicted model, not a curated record.